Aspergillus calidoustus is the source of this 339-nucleotide messenger RNA. Lineage: Eukaryota; Fungi; Ascomycota; Eurotiomycetes; Eurotiales; Aspergillaceae. The record is from the annotation of a GenBank genome assembly.
AUGCAAUCCUUCCAAGCGACGACCUCCUCUCAAUCCUCCAGGAUUGUGGUCCAAACUACUUACUUCCUUAGGAGCAUACCACCCCCGCCGAGUCGCAGCCACUCACACGGCAGGAUUCCUGUAGCCGAUGUCAACGGCUCUUGGAUGGUUGCGGCUAGCAGCCCUGAUGCAGGGGAAGACUUCCAGAAAAUAACGCAUUCUCUUAAGAAGCGUCAUCCCGGGCAAGAUCCUUGGAUCCAGGAACUCUGCACUCCGGUGGUUCGCUCGGGCCCCUUUACACUCACUUCGCUCGUCGACCGGGCGCGCGAGUCGCCAGAGCUUCUUCGGUCCGGCAUGUAA